Messenger RNA from Phycodurus eques (leafy seadragon), 3535 nucleotides. It is a transcript of the gene mtmr7b, whose product is annotated as myotubularin related protein 7b. Gene Ontology annotation, biological process: dephosphorylation. The coding region runs from base 235 to 2235 and encodes 666 amino acids. Gene Ontology annotation, molecular function: phosphatase activity. The transcript is spliced from 14 exons. NCBI's taxonomy places the organism in Eukaryota, Metazoa, Chordata, Actinopteri, Syngnathiformes, Syngnathidae. The record is from RefSeq and is a predicted model, not a curated record.
AAGAUUAGGGGCGUGUGCCUUGACCGCAGUAAAAUGACUGCUAUGGCAGGUCUGCUCUCUUUCAGCGCAACGAACAAAUCAUAGAAACGAAAACGAUGAUAAGUAUUUCAGGAUAUUAUGCGAACAACAGCCACGGGGAACGCAGAGCACUUGACGUGAAACGGAGACUAUAAUACCACAGGAAAGGAACACACGUCUGUCCAUUAUUUAUCUCCACCAUUUUGGUUGUCAGUGAUGGAGUACAUCCGGACGCCCAAGGUGGAAAAUGUGCGUCUCCUGGGCAGGUCGAAGGGCCAGAGAAAAGCCAGCGUGGGGACACUCUACCUUUCAGCAACACAUUCAAUGUUUAUAGAGAACAACCCUGAGACACGCAAGGAGACAUGGCAACUAGAUUGUUUGUUUCAGGUCUUACACAGCAUGGUAAGCAGUGUGGAGAGGUUGCCCACCACACCCGCUGGUUGUCAGCUGAUCUUGCGUUGCAAAGAUUUCAGGAUCUUCCAGCUUCUCAUCCAACAGGAGAAAGACUGUUUCGAUGUUCACACCUCAUUGUUGCGGUUAUCACGACCAGAAAAGUACAGUGAGCUGUACUGUCUGUCCUUCAAUCCCAAUAUUAACAAGGAGGAGAGACAAGAGUCAUGGAACUUCAUAGACCUCAUGGCCGACUACAAAAGAAUGGGAGUUCCAAAUAACCUCUGGGUUGCUUCAGCAGCCAACAGUGACUACAGGAUAUGUGAAACGUAUCCAUCAGAGCUAUUUAUUCCAAAGUCAGCCACACCUACCGUCAUUGUGGGCAGCUCAAGGUUCAGGAGCCGAGGACGAUUUCCUGCUCUCUCGUACUUUCACCAUGACACCCUGGCUGCAGUGUGCCGGUGUAGUCAACCACUGUCGGGCUUCAGUGGACGUUGUCAGGAGGAUGAGUUGAUGCUGCAAGCUGUGAUGAAAUCCAACCCUGGAAGCGCCUACAUUUAUGUGGUGGAUACAAGGCCUAAGCUGAAUGCCAUGGCAAACAGAGCUGCCGGUAAAGGCUAUGAGAAUGAGGACCAUUACACCAACAUCAAGCUUCACUUCAUUGGCAUAGAAAAUAUUCAUGUGAUGAGGAACAGCCAACAGAAAAUGAUUGAUGUGGGCGAAAUGCGAUCGGCAUCAAUGACUGACUUCCUCUGGGGUCUGGAAAACUCUGGUUGGCUGAAACACAUUAAAGCUAUUCUCGAUGCUGGAGUCUUCAUCGCUAGGGCGGUGGCUGAUGAAGGGGUCAGUGUGUUGGUCCACUGUUCAGAUGGCUGGGAUCGGACAGCUCAGGCCUGUUCUGUUGCCAGUGUACUGUUGGACCCAUUUUAUCGAACCAUCAAAGGAAUGAUGGCUCUGAUAGAAAGAGACUGGGUUUCGUUUGGUCACAAGUUCUCCCACAGGUAUGCCCACUUGGAUGGCGAUCCUAAAGAGGUGUCCCCAGUUAUUGAUCAGUUCUUGGAAUGUGUGUGGCAGCUGUCUCAGCAGUUUCCAUGUGCCUUUGAGUUUAACGAGUGCUUCCUUAUUGCUAUACACACACACGUCUACUCCUGCCAUUAUGGGACCUUCCUGGGCAACUGUCAGAAGGAACGCAAGGGUAUGAGGCUUCAUGAGCGGAGUCAUUCUGUGUGGCCUCAGCUGUGGAAGGAUAGAGCGGAUUUUACCAAUCCAUUGUACAAGGCCGAGCAGAGUCAGUGUCAGGGUGUCCUGAGACCUAACACCACCCCCUACUGUUUUAAAAUGUGGAAGGGACUCUACAACCACGUGGAGCGGUCGACGCCUCCUUACCAGUCACCUGCAGACUUGCUGUCUGCUGUGAGGGAGGAGUCCCAGCAGCUGGAGGAGGAACUGACCAAUCACCAGGAGAGGAUAACCGUGCUAACAGGGAAGCCAAUAAUGUGGGAGAAAGUUGUGGUUAAAAGGAGAACUCAGCACGUGCAGCAGAGACACUGUGGACCGGACCCAACCACCACAUACACAAUCCCAGUCACCAGCCCCGCACAGGACCACAGGAGCUUUGUACCGGCCAAUCAGAACGCUAAGGUAAAGGACCCUGCUCUCAGUCUGCCUCUAGGCCAGCCCAUCCAAGUCAAGCACCUCAACACAGAUGACAGCUCUAUCAGCGGCGACCUGGAGUCAGGCGUGGCUGACCUCAGCAGCCGAUCAUCCAGCGCUGGGGAAGAGUGCAAGGACCCGGAGACGUACGUGUUAGACUUCACUACUGGCUGACUCAAAGCUUACAAAACAAAAUGGAAGAAGACUGCAAGACUGCUCUGUUCGCAUUAUUUUAUUUGCAUGGUUUUCUUUAUUGACUAAGGUAUUUUAUGUUUUGUCAUAUUUAAGACCAGAAAAGCUUUUUUAUUUCUCUACAAAAGUUGUGCGCUAAUUCGCUGUCAUUUGUACUUUAAGAAAUGCACUUUUACUAUGGGGACGUUAUACAUUUCAUGCAAGCUGAUUGAAAUAUUGCAUGAUACAAUUUUUACAUUAUGGUAAGGAAGCUGCUGCUCCAUUAACAGGUUAAUUCAAAUUUCUUUUUGACACUUGCUUCUGUAACCAUGUUAUAGUGAAGCCAUAUAAGCUAUAACAGCCUUCUGUGUUGGGAAAUAGAGUCUGAAGUCAGACUUGUGUUUGGUCAUCAUAGUCUUCAUCUAAACAACGCAGAAAGAGGUAAAAUUAAUAUCAAACAUUUGUCAUGUAGUUUUAACAUUGGAAAGACAUUGUGCUGGCCAUUUAUUUGUGCUAUUUUACUGUAAUGUAACCUGUAGGAGUCACAACCUUAAACAAGAACAAAAUAUGUUUGCAUCAACAGAUGAUAAUAACCAGGUCCCCCCCCCCCGUGUCAUUUUGUGCAAUAUAAUUUAUGUUUCUGUGUACUGAGUAACAUUCUCAUAUUGUACUGUGCUUUACCAUUUGAGUGCAUCAAGGUGUUACUCUUCAGAGUAAUAAUCUAAACUUAAGCCUGUCUUCUGUCGUGUUUCCCCCAUUCCUGAAUUAAGACAUGCCGUUCUGUCAACCUGCUAUCUGCACUGUUUUAAUGGAUUGUGUGUAUUUGGAAUACAGCAAGUCAAGCAUUUUAACACUUGACCUUGUUGUUUGGGGGUUUUUUUUCUGACUGACAAGGGACACCUAUAAUUUGGCUCCAGAUGAGCAUGCUGCUUCACUGCAGGUGGGUAGACGAUUUAGAAAGCACUGCUGUAUUCCCCAACAAAUGUUGUGGAGCAUUACCAAGCUGGUAUAACGGUAGGACCAACUUGCCAGCUGUCUUUUUAUGUCUGUGCCGUAGAGCCAGAAGAGGCUGUACAGAUGCACAAUAUCAGUUGAGCUCAAUUUCCCAACAUAACAUUUCAGAACAAUACUGUGAACCAAAUAUGGGAAAACCUUGUAGGCCAGCAAAAUAAAUUCAAAUUGUGUAAAGAGAGGAACAGCUGAUCAAUGCCAUUUCCUUCUUACGCAAAAUUAUGCUGGCGCCUUGAUGUGUGUGUAUUUGUUCUGUAUUAAUGCUAAAUUAAUAAACGUUCUCUUUCAGGUG